Messenger RNA from Aureococcus anophagefferens, 522 nucleotides. RefSeq lists its product as hypothetical. The transcript has a single exon. The coding region runs from base 1 to 522 and encodes 173 amino acids. The record is from RefSeq and is a predicted model, not a curated record. Lineage: Eukaryota; Pelagophyceae; Pelagomonadales; Pelagomonadaceae.
AUGACGUCGCCACACAUCCUAAGCAAAGUCCUGCUGCUUUUGGCGCUGUCCGCGCCGGCGUUUAUCGACGCGUUCAGCGCUUCCGCGAUGUCGCACCGCCGACGAGCCGCCGGCGCGCGGUCCAUGUACCCCCAGACGUCCGGGGCCUACCCCGGAGACACGCCGCGGGCUGCCGGUGCCCUGAGCGCCUGGGACGCCGUCGGCCGGCUCCACCGGCGACGAGCCGCCGGCGCGCUGUCGAUGUACCCGCAGUCGGCCUCCGCGGCCUACCCCGGGGACACGGCGCGGGGCGCCGGGGCCGCCAUGAGCGCCUGGGACGCCGCGGCGCCCGUCGGUCUCCUGCAUCCGGAGACCAUCGCCCAUUUGGUCGACUCGUUCGGCAAGGAGGUCUUCGAGAGCGACCCCGUCAUGCGCGACUUCCUCGCGGACUUCGACCUGGGCGGGCCCAUGUUCGCCAUGAAACACCUCUCCAACUCGCACGUCACGAGCCGCCUCGUCGCCAUGACGGCCUCGCUGAGAUGA